UACAAAUAUAACGGCUGGCAUCUCCUCUGCCCUGUUUGUGUUGUUGUUUAAGGGGUUUUGCUUCCAGCGUGUUUCCGCGACCUCCUCUUCCGGCCACCGGCGUGUUUUCCAGCCAUGACCAACUUCCACAGCGAGUUCGAUGCCAAGUGUGGCCGCGGGUACGCUACCUUGAUGAACCAAAUCCGGUCCCAGUUUGGCGAAGAGUUUGGCAUGCUGCUGGACGUGACGCUGUACCGGGAUUACGCCCUGAAGCAGCGUGACAUCUUCGACAUUCCGGAGCAGGGGAAGUGCGACGAGGUGGCCGCCAAGCUGCGCCAGCAAGGGAACCGGCUGUACAUGGCCAAGAAGUAUGAGGAAGCGCUGAAAAAGUAUAACGAGAGCCUGUGCUUUGCGGAGGCCGGUUCCGAGCAGGUUGGGAUGGGGUUUGCUAAUAGGUCCGCAGUUUACCACGAGCAGGGAGAGUUCGAGUUUGCGCUGGCCAACAUUGCUCUCGCUAGGAAGCACAACUAUCCGGUCAAUUUGAUGCCGAAGCUGUUGGCAAGGGAGCGUAGCUGUCGGGACAAACUCGACGAUGGUCAGUCGAAGGGCACGGGGCCAUUUCCCCGGAUGGACUUAAAUGUCAGUGUGAAUCCGAAGAUUCCCUGCGUUGCCGAUGGAAUAAGGAUGAAGGUUUACGAUGAGUUUGGGCGAGGAAUGGUCGCCGAGCGGGACUUCCAAGCUGGGACCGUAAUUCUGGACGAGAAAGCGGCCUUGGCCAUUACCACGCUGGAGACGCGGUACUCGCACUGUGGACGCUGUGUUAAGCAGCUCACCUACAGCCUGAUUCCCUGCCCGGGUUGCGUUUCGACUUUGUACUGCAGCGAGGAAUGUCUGCGAGAGGAUGAGCGAUUCGCGCACCGUUUCGAAUGCGCCAUAGCGGACAAGAUUCGGAAUGUGCUGGAGUAUUCGUCAAUAGUGGGACCGAAGCUCUUUUUCUACGGGUUAACUCUGUUCGGAGACGACCUGGAAGCCAUGAUGGAUUACUGUAAAGGAGCGUCGGCCAGGGGCGUUGGCGACCCGUUCAAGCUGGACUUGCGCAACAAUGAUAGGCUUGAGCAAUUCAAAGAACUUCAGAAGGCUGGGGUUCAUCACAUCACCGAAGUAGAUCACGCUUAUCGUAUCAGCGCCGCUGCAAUGUACGUGGUCUUUAUGAAGCACCCGCUCGUCCAGCAGAUCGUCAAGACCGAAGCCCAGCGCGAGUUUAUGUUGCACACCUUUUUGAAGUACAUCCGAAACUCGAUCGCCUCCAUGCUGGACUGGCGCGAGGGUGGUAUAGCCGGGCCCACCGUUAGCAUGCUCCCGCUGUUGGGUACACUCUGUAACCAUUCGUGCGAUCCCAACGCCGUUUUCGGCAUCCACAGUGGCCGCUUCAAGCUGGCUGUAAUUCGUCCGAUUCGCCAGGGAGAACAGAUUACGUCGUCUUACGGGCCCACCUGGUGGGAACCGAACCCCGACUACGACUGCACCUACAAGUGCCGCUGUCCGGUUUGCAAGCAUGGCGGCGCGAACUGGAAGCUCAACGAGCAAGAACUUCCGACAGCGGCCGUGAAACACCUGACCGUGAUUCGCAAAGGGCUGGAGGCCGAAACGGGAGUCAACAAGGCGGACUUGCUCAACAUGGCGCAGCAGUUUGUGAACCGCUACGCGCAGUAUCAUCCCAGCUAUGUGUUCAGCGCCGUGCUAAAGGCGUACCGACUGUUUAUGAUCGUUGGGAUGUUCAGGGCCGAGAGGAACCAGGAGCGGGCGCAGGCAAUGGCCGCACUGGAGGAAAAUGUUUGAAAUUCUGAAAGGCUUUUACUUUAUUGUUCAUGAAAAAUAACUCAAAUAAAUCAAUCCAA
Molecule: messenger RNA, 1877 nt
Organism: Culex quinquefasciatus (southern house mosquito)
Lineage: Eukaryota; Metazoa; Arthropoda; Insecta; Diptera; Culicidae
Product: SET and MYND domain-containing protein DDB_G0273589
Exons: 2
Coding region: 115-1818 (567 amino acids)
Molecular function (GO): protein binding
Source: RefSeq, a predicted model, not a curated record